Ictalurus furcatus (blue catfish) is the source of this 7858-nucleotide messenger RNA. It is a transcript of the gene pde3b, whose product is annotated as phosphodiesterase 3B. NCBI's taxonomy places the organism in Eukaryota, Metazoa, Chordata, Actinopteri, Siluriformes, Ictaluridae. Gene Ontology annotation, molecular function: 3',5'-cyclic-AMP phosphodiesterase activity; protein kinase B binding. Gene Ontology annotation, biological process: signal transduction. The transcript has 16 exons. Gene Ontology annotation, cellular component: membrane. The coding region runs from base 1169 to 4444 and encodes 1091 amino acids. The record is from RefSeq and is a predicted model, not a curated record.
CGGUGGGGUGGCGUGAGGACUUAGGAAGGUUGAAAACAAGUUGUGUGGCUGCAUUGUGGACCAGUUGCGGAGAUCAGAUGGAGCUCAGAGGCAGACGUGGCAGGAGCGAGGUGCAGUCGUCCAGUCUGGAGAUGACAAGAGACUCACCUAUGGAGAGAAAUGGCCUCCUGAUCCUCCUGAUGUUGUAGAGGCCGUUUUCUGCAUUAGAAAUGUGGUUUAGCAAGUGUUGGUUGUCCAUGGUCUCCCUGGGGUUGUGCGCAGUGUCAGAUGGAGAGAUCUGAGAGCUGUCCAGAGAGAGAGAGAGAGAGAGAGAGAGAGAGAGAGAGAGAGAGAGAGAGAGAGAGACAUCUCAUGGUUAGUACAGAAGCUCAGUCUUGCAGGGGUUUAGUGUGAGAUGAUGAGCUGACAUCCAUGAUGAGAUCUGAGCAGAGCAGUGUCCGGGGGAGGAGAGGAGAGGAUGAGGUGAGUUUCAACAGCAGAGCAGAAUUCAAACCCAUGUGAGGAUACGACCUCACUGAGAGAGUGGGAAGUACAUUAACACCAGUUCAUUAACACUAGUACAUUAACACCAUUACAUUAACAUCAAUAGUUUAAGCACAUUGCAAAUAAGUAAUUACUGUUGUUGUUGUCGUUGUCGUCAGGGAGAAGACAGAUCGUAGUGUUCUCCCUGAUUAUUAUUACAGGUAAGUGUAUUUAUCUGUAACAAUAUGUAUUAGUAUGUACACAGUGAAACGCACGCGCAGAGUGAAACUGGUGUUUCUGCUAGAACAUGAUGAAUGAAUUUCUCUCCGCUGAGGGUCAGUGCACUACACCGAGGAUGAAAUGGCUCCUGUACACUACCUAGUGCACUACUCGUCCAGCAGAGAGCCGAUACGGACACAGCCAUGAAAUCAUGACCCGUUUCUGCUCGCUGUCAGGCUCGAGCCGCUGUGAAUUUUCGCCUGUAGGCGGCGCUCCGGAGCUCAUCAUCGCUAAAACAACAACAACACUUCACCUUCUUUCUUCCUUUGCAGUCGAGAGAGAAGAAAAAAAUGCAGGAGCGCGUUUGAGUCGGUUCCGGAGCGCGUCCGCCGCCAUGUAGCGAAACCGUCGAUCGUCGGCAGGAUGAAAGUUUGAGACGGGAACGGAAAGCGCGUGCUGUUUUCUUUGGUCGGGAGGAGGGAAAAACAUGGCUGUGCGCGAGGAAGGCGAGGUUCCGCACGGUAAAGUCAGGCACGACGGCGGCGCGGAGAGCUUCAGGAACGGCUACGUGAAGAGCUGCGUCACGCCGCUUAAGCAGGACCCGCCGCGGGGGCUUUUCUAUAGCGCGUGCCGCGCGUGCAGCGACUCGGACUCCAGCUCCACCGGGGUUGCGCGCGCCUCCGCCGCCUACGCGGGAGCUUUCGCGGCGCUCGCGGCGUCAUUCUUCCUCUCGCGCCGCUUCCAAAGCGUCGAGUUGCGCGCGCUGCUGUCGGACGUCGCGAGCUCUCUGAGCCCGUUGUUCAGCAUCGGGUGCGCGCACUUCUUCCUCACCUUCUACCUGCGCCGGCGGAAGCGUGAGAGCAGUCGCGGCUGGCUCGUGGCCCUGCCGGUCUCGUGCUACCUGGGGGACUUCGCGGCGCUGCGCUUCCUGCAGUGGGGCUCCGGAGAGCAGGACGACUCCGCCGCUGCCUCGCAUCACGUGCACACGGCGGGCCGCCUGCUGUUCGUGCUCGGUUGCGUGGGCCUGCUCACACUGCUACCGACUCUCAAACUCCGGCACAGCGUGCUCGUGCUGCUUUUCGCCAGCGGCGCGUGGCUGCUCGCGCACACCGGCCUGAGCUGCGUGGCAUCGUGGCUCAGGCCGCUGAUCGCGUGCGCUGCCGCUGUCACGGGCUCUGUGCUCGGCCUCGGGUUCGACCGCUUAUAUCCGCCGAGGGAAACGGCGCACCGGACAUCCGAGGAGCGCGUGCCGGUGGUGAGGCCGCGGCGGAGAUCCAGCUGUGUGUCGCUCGGAGAAACUUCCAGUAGCUACUAUGGCAGCUGGAAAAUGCCGCGCAGACCGUCAUUACCGUGCAUCUCCCGAGAGCAGAUGAUCCUGUGGGACUGGGACCUGAAACAGUGGUCCAAACCUCAGUAUCAGGGUUCAGUGUGUGGGGCAGAUCUCUCUGUGAUUAGUGAUGUGAGGAAUCUGAUCUCAGACCUGCUGCAGGACUCGUCUCUCUCUCCACAUGUCGUGUCGUCAUUGCGCAGCGUCAGCAGUUUGAUCAGCAGCUUCUCGGGCUCCUUCCGGCCGCGUCCCAAUCCGUUCACACCGUUCCCAGGGUUCUACCCCUGUGCUGAGGCAGAGGAUCCGAGUGACCGAGCUGAGAGAAAGCCUGUAAAGGGCCUGAGUAGUAGGAACAGUCUGCCGACUCCUCAACUGAGACGGAGCUCUGCGUCCUCGUCCGUCUCUCCUCUGGAGACGCUCUCGUCCCCUCGCUGGGAGCGCAGUAAUGGAAAAAGAUCUCACGCUGAGCUUAGUGCCAGCAGUCAGGGAUCAUUCUCCAACGGGCCAAACAGCAACCUGCUGACCAUCCCAAAGCAGAGAUCCUCCUCCGUUACGCUCUCCUAUGGUCACACCAUGCCCAGAAGACCAGGUGCGUCUCCGAGUCUGAGUCCACUCAAUUCUCCGAGUCACGGUCCCCCGUCAUGUCCAAGCUCAUCGCUGAUCACUCGGUCUCCGGUGGAGUUUCCUGACACGGCCGACAUCCUCACCAAGCCCAGCGUAAACCUGCACAAAGCACCGGGGUUUUCGCUCAGCUCACUCUGCACCAGUUGUGGGCGACAGAUACUGAAGAGCGUCUCUAAUGCUGAGGUGGGUGACGGUCACAUGACCCCGGGGCCUGACAUGCAGAGAAGGAUAUCAGCUGAGGCGACGGAAUACAGUAGCGAUGGGCUGAUCAGGGAGGAAAGCGGGGAAGUAGAUGCUCAGGGAGAGGAAGCAGGACUGACCGCCAAAGAACGAGCUCAGCGUGAGGAAGAGGAGGAGGAAGAGCAAAGAUCGGGUGUGCAGGAGACUCCAUCUCGUCCUGAGGAAUUCAAGUUAGAUCCCCUGCUUGAGGACCAGGAAGCUCUGUUGGAGAAGCUCAACAACUGGAACUUCCAGAUCUUUGACCUGAUGGAAAGGACGGGAGGGAAGUCAGGACGGAUCCUCAGCUAUGUGGCCUACACUUUGUUCCAGGACACGGGUCUGUUUGAAAUCUUCAAAAUCCCCGUCCGGAAGUUCAUGACGUACUUCUGCGCUCUGGAGAACGGUUACCGAGAUAUACCCUAUCACAAUCGUGUCCAUGCCACAGAUGUCCUUCACGCUGUGUGGUAUCUCACCACCAGACCCAUCCCAGGCUUCCAGCAGAUCCAUAAUGAACAUGUGACAGGAAGUGACACAGACUCAGACAGUGGUAUCUCUCCUGGACGGAUUUCUUAUGCUUUGUCCAAAAGCUCCUCCAUCUCGGAUAAUAGUUACGGCUGCUUGGCCUGGAACGUCCCUGCCCUCGAGCUCAUGGCACUAUAUGUAGCAGCUGCUAUGCACGACUACGAUCACCCAGGUCGCACAAACGCCUUUCUUGUAGCUACUAAUGCCCCUCAGGCGGUGCUGUACAACGAUCGCUCGGUUCUGGAGAACCACCAUGCUGCCGCAGCAUGGAGCCUUUUCCUGUCUCAGCCCGAGUUUAACUUCCUGUCCAACCUGGACCAUGUUGAAUUCAAGCGUUUUCGCUUUCUUGUUAUCGAGGCCAUCCUUGCCACAGACCUGAAGAAGCACUUUGAUUUCUUAGCAGAGUUUAACUCCAAGGUUACAGAUGUGAAUAGCCCAGGUAUCGACUGGACCAGUGAGAACGACAGGUUGCUGGUAUGCCAAGUGUGCAUCAAGCUGGCCGAUAUUAACGGUCCGGCAAAAGAGCGCAGACUUCACUUGAAAUGGACAGAGGGCAUCGUGAAUGAGUUUUAUGAACAGGGAGAUGAGGAGGCUCGCCUCGGAUUACCCAUCAGCCCUUUCAUGGACCGCUCGGCGCCACAGCUGGCCAAGCUGCAGGAGUCCUUUAUCACGCACAUCGUCGGGCCACUGUGCAACUCGUACGACGCCGCUGGCCUCCUCCCAGGUUACUGGGUUGAUGAGGAAGAGGUGGAUGAUGAAGAUGGAGAGGAGGAUGACGCUGAAGACACAGAGACUGACGAUGAAGAUCUUGAUGAAGAGCUUCAGUUAAAGCCGAGGAAAAGCCGCCAGCGUCUGUUCUGCAGCAUUAUGCAGCACCUGACUGACAACCACACGGCGUGGAAGCAGAUCAUCGAGGAAGAGGAGAAGAACUGUGACCUGGGCCUUCAUCAGCAGCAAGAGCAGCAGCAGGCAGAUGCGUUGAGCCUUCCGCCUCCCUCCUCAACCUCAGAUGACAUUCAGGUCAUUGAGGAGGAAACCGAAGAGGAGGAGCGGCAGCAGGAGGGGGAUUGAGUUGAGCCAAUUGGCUAAGAAAAAACUAGGGGAGGGGCCUGAAGCAAACAACUGACUCUUUGCUCUGUCCUCUCCUCCAUCAGAACACAGACACGUGGUCUGAAUCGACACCAGAAGAUUCUGCCAGAUCUCCCGUACUGAAAUGAAUCACUGUGACGCAAACGCAGUUCACAUGGUGUUAAAGAAGAAAAAAAAAUCUUUAAAAAGAAGAAAAAAAAAAGGCCUUACUACUGUGAGAGCAUCCUAUGCACUUUCACCCCAUGGAGGAUGAGGGAAAGAGUUGAAAAAAUACAGAACGAAAUAAUGAACGAAACUCUCCAUGGUUAUUUGGCUGUGAUGCUGCCUUGAAAGCAGAGCUCUUAACUCUCCUGUAGGUACUUAUUACAAUUAUUUAAAAAAAACAACAACAAAAAAAAAAAAAAAAACGGCAGAAGACUUUUAAGUCAUUACUUGUUACCAAAGCGAACAGUUAAAAAUAAAUGAGGCUGAGGCUAUAUCAGGCUCAGUGUCAGGAAUACUCGAGAAGCAUAAUCAAAUGUGCCUGUCUGAACCUUUUUUGGGUUUUUUUUGUUCCCCUGCGUGGUCCUGGUGAUGGACUCCGACCCUCAGCACGACACGUGCAGUUUUCCUCCUCAUGCUGGUGACACGAAAACACUGUAUCAUUGAACUCAGCCACUAGGACUUUAAUAUGGAAACGCUGACAUUUUGACUGAAAAAAACAAACAUGAAUAUUUACGUCUGCAUCAUUUUCAGAUGCUUUUUUUUUCACUCACCUGCCUUUAGUUUUAGUUUCCUUUGUUAUAUAUGUUUGUGUGUUCAUGAGGUUUUUUUUUUUUCUUUCCUCCUCAGGAAUGCAAAGUUGCCAUUUGUUUUUCUGCUUGUAAACUGUUAAAAGCAUUAAGUGUGGAACAGAGAAGAAACACUGUUCUAAUGAAGGGAUCUUACUGCUAUUAUUUCUUUUAUAAGUAAAAAUCACUCUCUCUCUCUCUCUCUCACACACACACACACACACACACACACACACACAUGCGCACACACGCGCACACACUCAGUAUUUGAGCAUUGUCAGAGUUACUGUAAUUUUAACUGUCUACCACGGAAAUUAAAUAUUGAAUAUGUGCUCUGCAUAAUAUUGAAUAUUAAAGUGCAGACUUUGAGAGGAAUUUAAGUUGGCUGGAUGGUGUAGGAAUUCUAUCGCUUUUUAUAGGAGCAAAGAAUUAGACAAAUCGGACAAACUCGUAAAUUAAAUUGUCAUUUUUAAUACUUGGUUAUGAAUCCUUUGGUGUGAAUGACUUCCUGAAAUCUGGGACUCAUAGACGUCACCUGGUGCUGGGUUUCUUCCCUGGUGAUGAUCUGCCAGGUCUGCUGCAUCCGUCUUCACUUCCUGUUUGUUCUGAAAUGCGGCUCAAUCGGAUUCAGGUCAGGUGAUCGACUUGACCGCUGCAGAGCGUUCCACUUCUUCUUUGCCUUAGAAAGCUUUGGGUUGCUUUUGGAGUGUCCUUCAGGUCAUUUUCCAUCUGCAGAGUGAAGCUCCAUCCAUUGAGUUUUGAAGCAUUUAGCUAAAUGUGAGCAGAUAAUAUAUCCCUGUGUACUUCAGAGUUCAUCCUGCUGCUUAUGUCAUGUCAUAUCAGUAUAUACAAGUGAGCUGGUAUACUCCAAAUGCACACUUGAAAUCAACUCUAGACCUUUUCUCUGCUUACUGGUAAGUGAAAUACGGAGGGAAUACCCGACAUCUGGCAAUGGAACAGCUGAGCAGUCAGUUGUCCAAUUACUUUUGGGGGACCACAUAUUAAAAAGUACUGUAAUUCCUACGCUGUUCACCUGAUGUGGAUGUAAAUUAAAGCUGGAAGUCUGUAUUUUGAGCUCAUAUUUAUUGUUUAAUUUCUGUACUGUGGUAGACAUCUAAAAUAAUAACUUUGUUAAUGUCCAAAUACUUAAGGACUUUACUGUAUAUGACACACACACACAUUUCUUUCUUCACGGUUUCUCAGGAUUCAUGCAGACUGAUCGUCCUGUUUGGACAGUUUAAAGUUUAAAGGAAAUCAUUUCAGACGCCUUGUGAGAAGAUCAGACAAUUUUCAGUUCAGAUGUUGGGAAAGACGGGCAUUUGAGGCUUUGUUCUGGUGUUCAGUCACCAGCUCAGCUGAAGUUCAGACAGAUAAAAGUCUAUCAGCUCCCCGAACCCGAAGUAUUAUUGUCUGUUUUGAUACAAAACGGAGUUGGAGAAUGUGAUGAAUAUUUUUGACGUACGUAAUAGGCAAGUUCCUAUUUUAUUUGAACCAUACACGUUCUUUUGUUAAAUCACACCGCGUACACAUAUUUUUUUUCUUUUUUUUAAGUAAUCUUUGCCAAACAUGCAAGCAGGCCAGUGCAUCAAUUUGAAGUGAUCCAGGGUUUCACCUCAAAAAGAAAAGCUGUACACUUUUUUAUAUUUUCAUAUCCUUCACCAUAAGGCAGGUUUAAUACUAAUAGCUCUAUAUAUUUUUCUCUAAAGUGAGAACUCUAGGCAUUCCACUAGAAUAAAGAACAGGAAGGGGAGACUGACAUGCUGCUCUCCUCAUUGCAUUUUGUUUGGAGAGGAAAGUUCUCAAGUAGGCAGUGUACAUCAAGCUAUAUUUAAAGAAAAGAGAAACUAAAAAAAAAAAGAGAGAAACGACCUAUAAAUGUGCACAUUUUACUACCAAACAAGUGUUUAAUCUCUGCACAGAAAGAGUAUCUGCAUAUAUAAAUAUAUAUAAAAUAUAUUAUAUAUUUUUUAAUUAAUCAACUGAAUGCGUCUGUUUUAUACAUACAGCUGACAUUGUACAUUAAGAAUCUGUAAUUAUCAUCCUGUUUCCAGAGUUUUUAAUCUAAUACUAUUUACAGAUGUGGAUAUGUUUGGGUGUGGUGUUACUAUUUUAAUAAUAAUUUGGGGUGCGUUGUCUGUGUGUUUCUGUGCAUAACCACUCUGCUGAGAACCUUUUUCCCUCUAAAGCUAGAUGCUGUGAGUCAGCUAGCUGCAGUGCCAAACGCCCCCUCGUCUCCUCGCUCAUAUAUUCUCUCUCACUCAUAUAUUCUCUCUCGCUCACAGUCUCUCUCUCAUAGUCUCUCUCUCUCUCUCUCUCUCUCUCUCUCAUAUUCUCUCUUUCUCAUAGUCUCUCGCUCAUAUAUUCUCUCUUUCUCAUAGUCUCUUGCUCACAGUCUCUCUCUCUCGCUCUCUCGUGUUCUCUCUCUUAGUCUCUCUCUCUCUCAUAGUCUCUAUUCUCGUUCUCAUAGUCUCUCUCUUAUAUUCUCUCUCUCAUAGUCUGUCUCUCGUAAUCUCUCUCUCUCAUAGUCUCUCUCUCCAUCAUAUUCUCUCUCUCUCUCAUAGUCUCUCUCUCUCUCCAUCAUAUUCUCUCUCUCUCUCUCUCAUAGUCUCUCUCUCUCUCUCUCUCU